This is a messenger RNA of Phytophthora nicotianae INRA-310, 837 nucleotides long. RefSeq lists its product as hypothetical. The transcript has a single exon. Gene Ontology annotation, cellular component: membrane; cytoplasm. The record is from RefSeq and is a predicted model, not a curated record. NCBI's taxonomy places the organism in Eukaryota, Oomycota, Peronosporomycetes, Peronosporales, Peronosporaceae. Bases 61 to 753 code for a protein of 230 amino acids.
CAAAGAUAUUUGUUGUCUAUCACUUUCUUCCAAACUGGAAGUUGUAGUCUUUGUGAGCCGAUGCUGUCGGUGCUUCGAUCUCGCACGUGGCCUGUGGUCGCUAUCUCGGUGACGAGAAUGCAGCAUCGCGCUGUAUUCUCAUCAACCUCUUCAACGGCCAAAUCUUGGGGUUUUCGUCGCGUUUGGGACGCGUACGCUUCUCUGUUAGAGACCCACCCUUUGAGCACCAAGAUCGUGACGGGUGGCGCCAUUGCGGGGCUGGGUGACGUCGGGUGUCAGCUCGUGCUGGAAAGCGAAGACGGUGACGCCAAAUUAGAUUUGAAACGCGCCGCCAUCUUCACGUUCUUGGGCGGGUUCUUGAUCUCACCCGCGCUCCACGUGUGGUACGGAUUUCUGGGCUCGAGGCUGCCCGGGGUCUCCACGGCUGCAGUUGCUAAGCGGCUGGCACUGGACCAAUUGGGCUUUGCACCCACGUUCCUGCCGAUUAUCUUGUCGUCGGUGUUGAUGCUCGAGGGACACAGUGAGGAUAUCCCAGACAAGCUGCGCGCCGACUGGUGGUCUGUCACGAAAGCCAAUUGGGUUGUCUGGGUGCCGGCCCAGAUCCUAAACUUUCGCUUCGUGCCUGGAUCGAUGCAGGUGCUCUUCGCCAAUGUGAUUGGGCUGCUUUGGAACGCGUACCUGUCCUACGUGAGCCAUUCUGAAGUCCCCAAGACACUUCUUAACGAGAAGGACGUGGAGAAGGCUGAGUACUAGGAGCAGCACACCCCAUGGGUUUUGAUUUAAAAGCCCCUUUCAAAUAUUGAAAAAAGGAAUAGACUUUCGGUGACCUAACGUUUA